AUGGAACUCAGCUUUGUCAACCAAGUUCGACCCUACAGAACUGUCUGGCGUCUACAAGUUAAGGUCCUUCAUGCUUGGAAACAGUUCACACCUCUUUCAGGAGAAACCUUGGAAAUCGUUUUCUCUGAUGGAUAUGGUAACAAGAUUCAUGCAUCAUGUAAGAAGGCAUACUUUGAUCGUUUGGAGAAUAAAGUACCUGUUGAUGCUUGGAGAAACAUUGACCAUUUCUUGGUGACUAAUAAUGGCGGUAGUUACAAGCCUACAAAUCACCAAUACAAGAUUGUCUUUAUUCCCACCACUGACAUCACUCCUUCAACACUGCAAGAGGAAAACAUGUUCCUUAGUUUGGUUGACUUUGAAAGCAUUCAAAGUGGAAAACUUGAUACAACCAACUUAAUUGAUGUUAUUGGACAAGUGUUUGAGUUGGGAGAUCUGGAAACUGUGCAGUGUCACGGUAAACAAAGAAAGAAAAUCGAGUUCAGCUUGAGAGACAUCAGUGAUCAAAAGAUACCUUGCUACCUUUGGGGAAAGUUUGCUGAAGCAAUACACAGUUUCAGCCAACAAGCUGAAGAAGAAAUUGUAAAAGACAUUGGAGAGCUUCUUGCAUCAACUCAGAUUGGGCAAUGCAGAAUCAUUAGCACAAUCUAUGCUAUUGAUAAGGAUUGGGGAUGGUACUAUUUCGGAUGCAAUGCUUGCCGGGAAAAAAGGUUCAAGAUUCAUGUAAUGGUUAAGGAUGGUACUGGAGAAGCAACCCUCAUGUUAUUGCACUGGACUGCACAAGGAAUUGUGCCUGACUUCUCGAUGAUUCAUUUGAUGAGAUGCAAGUAA
Molecule: messenger RNA, 828 nt
Organism: Brassica oleracea var. oleracea
Lineage: Eukaryota; Viridiplantae; Streptophyta; Magnoliopsida; Brassicales; Brassicaceae
Exons: 8
Coding region: 1-828 (275 amino acids)
Source: RefSeq, a predicted model, not a curated record